AGAGCCUCGGGGGCGCUGCGUGCCGCGCCCGCCGCUCCGCGCGCACCGGCUCGGGCCGCCGAGGGCUCCGGCUGAGCUCGGCGGGGACGGCGCGGAUGCGGCGGCGGCGGCGGCGGCGGCGGCGCUCACCUGAGGCGGCGCGCGGGUGGCGCUGUCAGGGCCGCGCUCGCCCGGCGCCGGCUCCGCACUGAGGCUGCUCCCGGGCGCCCGCCCGCUCGCCCGCUCUCCGGUCCGCCCGUCCGCCCGUCAGUCCGUCCUCCCGCCCGGCGUCCCCGCAGCCCGGCCCCCCGCGUCUUCGCCCGCCUUCCCGCUCCGCGGCCUGCGGGAGCCGCGCGCUCCCCGGUGAGGCCUGCUCGCUCGUUCUCUCGCUCGUUCCCUCGCUCUCUCGCGCGCGCCCGCCCGCCCGCCAGCCCGCCCUCGCCGUAGCCCUCCGCGGCCCGCCACCCGCCGGACCCCCGGCUCGACCCCGCCGCCCGCGCAAGAUGUCGGCGCGGACGCCAUUGCCCACGGUGAACGAGCGGGACACAGAGAACCAUACAUCUGUGGAUGGAUAUACUGAAGCACACGUCCAGCCUACUAAGUCAAGUAGCAGACAGAACAUUCCCCGGUGUAGAAACUCCAUUACGUCAGCAACAGAUGAACAGCCUCACAUCGGGAAUUACCGCUUACAGAAAACAAUAGGGAAGGGAAAUUUUGCCAAAGUGAAAUUGGCAAGACAUGUUCUAACAGGUAGAGAGGUAGCUGUGAAAAUAAUAGACAAAACUCAGCUAAACCCUACCAGUCUACAAAAGUUGUUUCGGGAAGUACGAAUAAUGAAGAUCCUGAACCAUCCUAACAUAGUGAAACUGUUUGAAGUUAUUGAAACAGAGAAGACGCUCUACCUAGUCAUGGAGUACGCGAGUGGGGGUGAAGUGUUUGAUUACUUAGUUGCCCACGGAAGGAUGAAAGAAAAAGAGGCACGUGCAAAAUUUAGGCAGAUUGUAUCUGCUGUACAGUACUGUCAUCAAAAAUGCAUUGUUCACCGUGAUCUUAAGGCUGAAAACCUUCUCCUUGAUGCUGAUAUGAAUAUUAAAAUUGCUGACUUUGGUUUUAGCAAUGAAUUCACAGUGGGGAACAAAUUGGACACUUUCUGUGGAAGCCCGCCUUACGCUGCCCCCGAGCUUUUCCAAGGCAAGAAGUAUGAUGGGCCAGAAGUGGAUGUGUGGAGUCUGGGCGUCAUUCUCUACACGCUGGUCAGUGGCUCCCUGCCCUUUGAUGGCCAGAACCUAAAGGAACUUCGUGAGCGAGUCCUCAGGGGGAAAUACCGCAUUCCCUUCUACAUGUCCACAGACUGCGAGAAUCUCCUGAAGAAACUGUUAGUGCUGAAUCCCAUAAAGAGGGGCAGUUUGGAGCAAAUAAUGAAAGACCGGUGGAUGAAUGUUGGUCAUGAAGAAGAAGAACUAAAACCAUAUUCUGAGCCUGAGCUUGAUCUCAAUGAUGCAAAAAGAAUAGACAUUAUGGUCACCAUGGGUUUUGCACGAGAUGAAAUCAAUGAUGCCUUAGUAAGUCAGAAAUAUGAUGAAGUCAUGGCUACUUAUAUUCUUCUAGGUAGAAAACCACCCGAAUUUGAAGGUGGUGAGUCACUGUCCAGUGGAAACCUGUGUCAGCGAUCCCGGCCGAGCAGUGACCUGAACAACAGCACUCUUCAGUCCCCGGCUCACCUGAAGGUUCAGCGAAGCAUCUCAGCCAACCAGAAGCAGCGCCGCUUCAGUGACCAUGCUGGUCCCUCCAUUCCCCCCGCUGUGUCAUACACCAAAAGGCCUCAGGCCAACAGUGUGGAAAAUGAACAGAAGGAGGACUGGGACAAAGACACAGCCCGAAGACUUGGCAGCACGAUGGUGGGAUCCAAGAGCGAAGUGACAGCCAGCCCCCUGGUGGGUCCGGACAGGAAAAAGUCUUCUGCUGGCCCGAGUAACAACGUAUAUUCUGGAGGGAGCAUGGCAAGAAGGAACACGUAUGUGUGUGAAAGGACCACGGACCGGUAUACAGCGCUGCAGAAUGGAAGAGACAGCAGCCUUACAGAGAUGUCCGCCAGCAGCUUGUCAUCUGCGGGUUCCACAGCAGCUUCUGCUGGCGCCUCAGCACGGCCCCGCCACCAGAAGUCCAUGUCGACCUCUGGCCACCCUAUUAAAGUCACACUGCCAACCAUUAAAGAUGGCUCUGAAGCGUACCGGCCUGGCAGUGCAACCCAGAGAGCUCCUGCUGCUUCCCCAUCUGCUCACAGUAUUAGUGCCGCCACCCCAGACAGGACCCGCUUCCCCCGAGGGAGCUCCAGCCGAAGCACCUUCCACGGGGAGCAGCUCCGAGAGCGGCGCAGUGCGGCUUACAAUGGGCCGCCUGCCUCCCCGUCCCAUGAAGCUGGUGCCCUUGCACACGCCAGAAGGGGAACGUCGACCGGGAUAAUAAGCAAGAUCACUUCCAAGUUCGUCCGCAGGGAUCCAAGUGAAGGCGAAGCCAGCGGCAGAACCGACACAACCAGAAGUACAUCCGGGGAGCCGAAAGAAAGAGACAAGGAAGAGGGCAAAGACUCCAAGCCGCGUUCUUUGCGGUUCACAUGGAGCAUGAAGACCACAAGCUCAAUGGACCCCAAUGACAUGAUGAGAGAGAUCCGGAAAGUGUUGGAUGCCAACAACUGUGACUACGAACAGAAAGAACGGUUCUUGCUCUUCUGUGUCCACGGUGACGCGAGGCAGGAUAGCCUCGUGCAGUGGGAGAUGGAAGUCUGCAAGUUACCUCGGCUCUCGCUGAAUGGGGUCCGCUUCAAGCGGAUCUCUGGGACCUCCAUUGCCUUUAAGAACAUUGCAUCCAAAAUAGCAAACGAGCUUAAGCUGUGAAGCUGUGUGAGCUUCAGGAUCAGGGAAGAUGCCCCACAGCUGAGGUACAGGUUGUGAGUGCACAGGUGACGGCCUAGCGUGUUCCACCUGUGAGUCUCCCGUGUAGAAUCUGUCCUUAAUGCAAUAGGGUUAUACAUAGUCAUGAACUGUAAAAUUAAAAUCAGUAUGAGCUAUAAUAAGACUCUGUAGCUUAAAAAGUAGGUUCACAUGUACAGGUAAGUAUAUUGUGUAUUUCUGUUCAUCCUCUGUUCAUAGAGUUGUAUAAUAAAAUAUGAUUGCUUUAAAACCUGUAUACUUGUCUGGGUCUCCAGAAAUGUAUGUUUAAUGCUUUGAGUUGAAAGUGGUUUCUCCUGUUACUUACGUUCUGGUGGGUUUUUUAAAUUCUUACCUCCAUCAUGCUAUUUUAAAAAUUGUGUCCAGAAUUAAAAGCGCAUAGAAAUAGUCUUUAAAAUUGUAGCAUGGACUUUAUAAAAUUAUUUUAAAAUCAUCUUUAAUUUAAACCAGAAGUUGACAGUGGUCGGUGUCAUUCUGUUUCUCCUGCGUUUCUUGCUCUCGCCUGUGUCAGACAAGAUGUGGCCAGGGGACACAACGUGUUUACAGUGUCCGCACCUAGACUUCUAAACACAGUGAAAAGAAAGCCACAGCUUUGCCUCGAGCUAACUCAGAAGUGCCGGAAUCAAGUCUUUACCAAGUUUGUUUUGCCCUUUGUUUUCUGACCUGCUAAUCAGCAGCAGAGAGUGAAAGAAUACAUACACGGGGGUUUGCCGGGCUGCUGUGCAGUAAACCAGCACUUGAGUUUGCUGCCUUCGGUACGCGCAGGGUAACUGGGCCACCAGAGUGCUGGGGCGUCUCAUAGCACAAGCUCCUCCGGACAGUGUUGAUGAAGGCGUUGGCUAAGAUAUGAUGCUGCCUCAGGAACUGACUGGCGUUGGGAGCAUUUGCCCCAGUGUCUUCCCAGCCUCCGUCCUUCCAUGCCACUGUAGUGUCUGCAAGUGCUCAGACCCGAGAGCUAGGCGUGCUCGCCACAUUCAUGUAUGAAUUUAUGCUUGCCCGGGGUUCACUUUGCUCCCUCAGAACCUAUUUGUUUUCAAUAUUUUGCCCAGGUUACCAAGUUUCUUCCACAUCACUCUACCCGUAGUGUGCAGCUCUGUAAUUGGCCAUUUACCUUCUCUUCUUUCAUAAUUAGUGCUGUGCGUGGCGUAAAGCCACUAGUAACAGUACCUUUUUAACGCUCACUUUUGUACUGAAAAGCCUUGGAGGUUGACUGUGCAAUGUUAUUUAAUGUUGUGAUUUACUGUAAUAUCAGCAUAUGGGCCCCAUCCGCACACUCCUGAGAAACAGAGGGUGUUCUCAAAGCUCACCAGUGGAAAGCAAGCCAGUGCCGUGAUCGGUGCUGUCGUGGAAACUGAGUGGGAGCUGCCGGUGUAGGCAAUGGGCUGUACCAGCUUACCGAAGAAGGUGGUUUUAUCUUCUGUACCGUCCUGUGAUGUAGCUUUCUUCUUGACAUUCUGUUCUAAAUGGUGUGUUUUCUUGCCUUAGGGAAGGACGAUGUUUGGGAGGGAAAAGCAACAAAAGAGAAACUGUGUAGCCCCUUUUUAAUCUGGUGUUCAUUUGAAACCUUCGAUGCAGAUCCGCAUUCACUCACUGGUGCACACGGAAACCUUACUUGAACAUAUCUCAUAAUAAAGCAUUUGUCUUUUA
Messenger RNA from Chionomys nivalis (European snow vole), 4574 nucleotides. It is a transcript of the gene Mark1, whose product is annotated as microtubule affinity regulating kinase 1. Gene Ontology annotation, cellular component: cytoplasm. Gene Ontology annotation, molecular function: ATP binding; protein serine/threonine kinase activity; tau-protein kinase activity. Gene Ontology annotation, biological process: microtubule cytoskeleton organization; protein phosphorylation; intracellular signal transduction. The record is from RefSeq and is a predicted model, not a curated record. The transcript has 18 exons. Lineage: Eukaryota; Metazoa; Chordata; Mammalia; Rodentia; Cricetidae. The coding region runs from base 483 to 2873 and encodes 796 amino acids.